CAGAGAGCGCAGUACGAGAAUCAGUACGAUAGUACAAGAGUUUGUACAAGCGUCAGUACGAGGGUUAGUACGAGAUUUAGUACGAGAGUCGGUACGAGAGUCAGUGCGAUAGGACAAAAGUGAGUACGAGAGCACAAGAGUCUACGCGAGCCAGUAUGAGUGUUCUCCUGGUUUUCUCGCUCGUGACUUUUGCACUGCAGGGUCUAUGCAGCCUAUCUCUUCAUGAGAGCGACUCGCCUCACGUCCUCCAACUUGGACUGCGGCGAAACCAGCACAAUGACCCCGUGGGACGAGACCGGCGGCGGUUCAAGCGGCAGACUGGUACGGUGGCCGUCGAUCUCCACGGCGAUUCGAUGGGCGGCGACAUCUAUUCCACGAACCUGACCAUCGGCGAUCCCCCGCAAGCUGUUGAGGUUUCUGUCGACACGGGCAGCGCCGAUCUCUGGGUCGUAUACAGCGAGAACCCGGUCUGCAAUGUUCGAGGGGCGCGGUGUGACGACUCGGGGACGUACGAUCCUACUGCUUCGACCUCGUUUGACGGGCUAUCCGACGAGUUCGCGAUCGAGUACGGCGAUAGUUCGUGGGCGGAGGGGUACUAUGGGAUCGACACCCUGACGGUCGCAGAUGCCGAGGUCUCAGAGGUGCAGUUCGCCGUUGCGGUCGAAUCCAGCAUAGACAAGGGGAUCUUAGGCAUCGGCUACAGUACAAAUGUCGUCUCGACCUACCGCUACCCCAACCUCCCCGAACGGCUUGUGGCCAGCAACAUCACCUCUUCGAACGCGUACAGUCUUUGGCUCAACCGGCUGGGCUCCGACGAAGGGACUAUCCUCUUCGGCGGCGUCAACACCGCCCACUACACCGGUCCCCUGCGAACCCUCCCCGUCGUGAGGUACAAUGGACACUACAUCCACCUCUGGCUCACGCUCACGGGGAUGGGCGUCGAGUCCGCCUCGGACGAUAUUACAAAGUCAUACUCGGAAACGCGGUCCACCACUGGGGAGCAGGAAUUCCCCUUCGUCGCGCUCCUCGACUCCGGCGCGACUCUCACGUACCUCCCCUCGAACAUUGUCGCACAGAUCUUUUCCGACCUCGACGUGCACUUGUACGAACCAGAGCAAUUCGGCUACGUACCGUGCGACACAUACCUCGUUGGCCGAGAAGACUACAAUCUGACGUUCACAUUCAGCGGCGUGACGAUCCGCGUUCCACUCCGUGAGCUUGUGCUGCGGGAUGCGAUCUCCGGCCCCGGCAGGGACGCACUCCAGCUGCCCAACAACGCCGACGAGGAAAGCUGCCUAUUCGGUAUUCUGCCGAAUACCGACCUCUUUCCCAUACUAGGCGAUACAUUUCUCAGAAGUGCAUAUGUCGUCUUUGACUUGGAUAACAACGAGAUUUCGCUUGCUCAGGCCAAUACCGCGCCCGGGGACGACCGGAUCCUCGAGAUUGGGAGUGGCGACGAUGCGGUCCCGGAAGCAGAGGAUGUGGAUGACCCCGUCACGACUGCGACAGUUUCGCUCGGGGGGUCGAGCCUGAUUCUGCCGACUGGGUGGACGAAUGAGCCCAUAUUCCCGAGUAGGACUGUGACCACGAGCACGACUGCUACAAGUACGGGCACAAACACGGGUAGUGGAGAGGACACAGAGGCGACGGAUUCUGACCAGGGUACAUCUGGCGGAACUGGGACACAAGCUGAAGGCCCCGUCGCUACAGACGGCGCCGUUGGGGUGGGAAAUAGCCCACUUCUGGCCAUCGCGAUGGCCGCACUUGUCCUAAAUAUGGUCCUAGCUCUGUGA
Molecule: messenger RNA, 1793 nt
Organism: Aspergillus nidulans FGSC A4
Lineage: Eukaryota; Fungi; Ascomycota; Eurotiomycetes; Eurotiales; Aspergillaceae
Product: pepsin-like aspartic protease
Exons: 3
Coding region: 156-1793 (545 amino acids)
Biological process (GO): proteolysis
Cellular component (GO): plasma membrane
Molecular function (GO): aspartic-type endopeptidase activity
Source: RefSeq, a predicted model, not a curated record